CUCUCUCUUUCUUUCUUUCUCUCUUUCUCUCUCUCUCUCUCUCUCUUUCUUUAUCCUUUUCUCCUUCCUCACUCUCACUCUCUCUUUCUCUCUUUCACUCCUUCUUUCGCUCUCAUACUUCACGUACACACCCAUUCCUUAUACACACUCUCUCUUUCUUUUCUUUCCUCUGGACAUUUUUCAGACACGCGCACACUUCUCUUCUACCCUGCUACUCUUCUUCCCUUUCCUUUUCAAGCAAAUAAAAGACUGUAACAAACCCUGUCUUCUUCCUUCCUUCCUUCACACACACACACACACAUAUAUAUUUAUACAAUUCUUUCCACAAUGCCUUCUCUUGCAGAAUCAAAGACAUUCUCAAAUCGGGCACUAGAACGGCUCUUUCGUAGUCCAGUCACCCAACAAAUGAUCGAUCACAUUGCCAACUUCGCAAGCACAGUUAUUGAAUGCAGCCCACCACCUCCAUCUCCCUCUACCGAUGUCUACACCAGUUCUCUCUCACCACCAGUCACUCCACGCCGUAACAGCAGUCCCAACAAUAGCGAUUCGACCGCAGUAGUCGUACCGCCAUUGAAUGAAUUCAUCCGUAUUUUGGUCAUCAACUCGAACGUGCAGGCAUCAACAUUGUUGCCAACUUUGGUAUAUCUCGAGCGUCUCAAGUACAAGCUCCCUGUAGCAGCAAAGGGUAUGCAUUGCACUUGUCAUCGUGUCUUCUUGGCAAGCUUGAUCGUGGCAGCCAAGUACCUGAACGACCAAUCACCAAAGAACAAGCAUUGGUCGACACAUUCUGCUGUCUUUUCCGUUGGAGAGGUCAAUCUGAUGGAGAAGCAAUUGCUUUCUCUUCUUGAUUUUGACCUUCGUAUCACGGAGGCUGACUUGGCAUCUAGCCUGCAUGAUUUUUUACAGCAACAACAAAAGUCAAACAUCUCCGCGGUGUUUGGCCCAUCGUCAGAUCUAUCCAAUCAGAAGAAUGGUCGCUAUGCCUUACCAACGGCCAUCUCCACCAGUACCGCUCAGAAGGUCCCCUCCUCGUCCCUCAUCACUCCCUCAACUCCUUCUCCCCGAAAUAGCUUUGUGCCACACUCAUUGCCCCAACAAUGCUCCAACAAGCGUGGAUCUGUCGGUGCAUCCAAAUCAACUCCAGUUAACAUUCAGCAGAGCCGAUCACAAUUGCACAUGUUGCAGCAGCAACCGCAUGAUGCCUUCCGGAGACGACCUUCUCUGCCGAACCAGCCAAGUCUUGAAGAUGAUGAGGUCCUUCCUGUAUACAAGCGCCCUCUUCGAAGCCAUCAAAGCCACCAAAGCCAUUACCCUUCUCCCGAUAGCGGUUCGGAAGUGCUCCUCCAUACAAGUUCCGCCUCUGGUACGACUCAGUCGAUCCGGGAUGAGGACAUGACCACCUCUUCAUUCUCCUCACCCGAGUCCACACAUGGCAGUGUAGCACCACCACCAGCAAAGAGGGCCUCCUGGGGUUCAGGCGCACCCUAUGGCCGCCACUCGAUGCCUCCUCCAACAGUAUCGCUCGCCUUUGCAAGCCAAGAGCACGUCCACCCCCACCAUUCCUUCAACCUGGCUCAUCAUCAUGCUCACCCCCAUGCUCAACCAUACCAUGCUCAUCACGCUCAUCAUCCUCACCAUCAUAAAGUGGUCGGCCACAACGGAGGCUGGACUGGUCCUUCUAGCCGAGCCAUGUGCUAAAAUAACAACAAC
This is a messenger RNA of Lobosporangium transversale, 1710 nucleotides long. RefSeq lists its product as hypothetical. Gene Ontology annotation, biological process: regulation of cyclin-dependent protein serine/threonine kinase activity. Bases 328 to 1698 code for a protein of 456 amino acids. The record is from RefSeq and is a predicted model, not a curated record. Gene Ontology annotation, molecular function: protein kinase binding; cyclin-dependent protein serine/threonine kinase regulator activity. The transcript has 4 exons. NCBI's taxonomy places the organism in Eukaryota, Fungi, Mortierellomycota, Mortierellomycetes, Mortierellales, Mortierellaceae. Gene Ontology annotation, cellular component: nucleus; cyclin-dependent protein kinase holoenzyme complex.